AUGUUGUUUUUUGCACUAGCGAUGGGCAGUGCGCUUGCUACAGCUGUCACCCCGUGUCCGGAACCAGCCCUUCGCAAAGAGUGGCGACAACUCUCUGUCCAGGAGCGGAGCGGUUAUGCGAAAGCUGUCCAUUGCCUGGCUACCACGCCUUCACGUUUGGGUCUGAACUCGACACUUUACGAUGACUUUGCCUAUGUUCACAAUAAGCUGAACAGUCAAAUUCAUUUCGUGGCAUCUUUUCUCCCAUGGCAUCGUUACUAUGUUCACGUAUACGAACAAGCCCUCAAGGAAUGCGGUUACAAUGGUAGCAUGGCCUACUGGGACUGGACACUGGAUUCCAGUGACCCUGCGCAUUCUACCAUAUGGGAUGCCCACACGGGCGUAGGAGGCAAUGGUGAUCCAAAGCAUACAAACUUGGUAGGAAAGGACAAAUAUGAGUGCGUGGUGGAUGGUCCUUUCAAAAACUUGCGUCCGGCAUAUCUUCAGGAUAGUCACGCACCUCAUUGUCUAUCCCGCAGUUUUAACAACGGCACUGAAUAUAUUGGUAACAUGCUGGGACCCCAAUAUACCCCCGCUGUUAUCAAAACAAUCUCCAAGCUGCGAGACUUUAAUUCAUACCGAGUCGCUCUUGAAUCAGGUCCUCAUGGUGCCGUCCAUUCUGCUAUUGGGGGAGAUAUGUCCCCCGCGACAUCACCGAAUGACCCCAUUUUCUUUAUGCACCAUACACAAAUCGAUCGUCUUUGGUGGCUUUGGCAGCAAGAAAUGCCGUCUAACCGCACCUACGACUACAGCGGUAUCAGGACUCAAGACAAUUCCGAUGGCAAAACCCCACCACCAGCCACCUUGAAUGAUCUUCUUCCAAUGCUUGGGAUGGCAAAGGACCUCCCUGUCAAACAGCUUAUGAAGACACAGACUUCACUUCUCUGCUACCGGUAUUGA
Molecule: messenger RNA, 939 nt
Organism: Penicillium crustosum
Lineage: Eukaryota; Fungi; Ascomycota; Eurotiomycetes; Eurotiales; Aspergillaceae
Product: tyrosinase family protein
Exons: 4
Coding region: 1-939 (312 amino acids)
Molecular function (GO): oxidoreductase activity
Source: RefSeq, a predicted model, not a curated record